AUGCGCUCUGUUUCCUCAUUAGGAAACAUGAGCCGGCAUGAUGGCGUGAAUGGACGCCCUGCAAGUAAGUGGAGGGAUGAAUUGAAUAUCUAUGUGAUAGAGCUCAAAGUGUGCACCCUUGGUUACUCUAUCCAACAGAGAAGGGAGAAGGAAAAGUAGCGCUGGUUAGUGGGAAAUCAGCGACGCUGUCGGGGAGGGAAAUGUUUGGCGUGUAUGUUUGUAUGUGUGGCUCCAUGCGCUGCCCGCAGUCAGUGAGGACGCGGUAAUAUCUCUAAUGCUAAAACAGCAGUAGCCUUAUAUAUCCAAAUUUAUUGACAAAUAUAGCUCAAGGGAUGGAAAGUUGAGAUGACCGUUUUGGAAGGGGGAGGAUUUUGACCAUUUUUAUUUCAGUGCCCCCUCAAGUCGAGUACUACUGAUGUCAUUAGUCUCGAACCUGAGGUCAACCAAGUAGCAGCAAAGUAUGGAAGUAAAUCAGGUCCCUGCAGACUUCCCUCCAAAAGUUUUGCAGAGUUUAGAACUCAGAAAGUUCAGUUAGAACUUAUGUUGUCCAGACAUGGAACUCGCAGUUGUUUUUCACCCAUAUUAUGUUCCAAGAGAGUUGAGUCAUAUCCUAAAAGUACUUGCGCACAUCCCACCCUAGGCAACGGCUGAAGUUCCAUGUAAUGUUCCCAAUGAUACUACGAUAUGGCGGAGAGAUGCACACUGAGGAAGGUAGAGGACAUUCAUCCACUUCGUAACACCUUGAUGGAUGGCCCCUGUCAGGACUGAGAGUUUCAGAAGAUCUUUUAUACCCACAGCCAACAGAUUUCUUAAUUCUUCUAUAGAUAAUAGAUGAAAAAUACCAGACAAACAAAUCUCCCUUUGGGAAUCAAUAAAGUUAUUGUAUCACUUUUUUUAAACGUCCCCCUUACUGCAGUUCUCUGCCUGGCUUUGAGUUCAUAAAAACACAAGGGCCCUUUACUGUCACAACUACAAGGAUACCAGCCUGUGUUGGAUCUUCUGCUGGUUUGACGUCUACUUCUCUUAAAAGUUCUUCUGUCCGUCUUUUAUGAUCCAGAAAUAGUAACAAACAAUAGUUUCAUGUGGGUGUAAGGAAAAUAUGACGCUCUUGGCACUUAUAACAGGUUUAGCGAUGCUCAUUAGUCUGAAUAAUUAGCCCUCUUUGCAGACUCAAUGAAAUACCAGUUUUUAUUUUUUUUAAUGAGCGUGACUCAGCAGGUGGCUAGCUGGGAGGAGUUUAUAAUGACGCUGUAGCUGCACUCCGUGAAAAGUCUGAAUUUAUAGAUGAAACCCUAAAUAAUAAUGAUAAUAAUAAUAAUAAUAAUUGAACCUGCUGUGAAUCAUAUUAAGAAGCCCCAGUCUGUGAAUUACAGAGCAAAUUCAUUUUUGCAGUUAAUACUGUAACUUUUAACUCAACUUAACCCAACUUUAUUUCUAUAACAGCUUUUAUACAUAAAAACCUGCAUAGAAAAAGAAAAUCACCUGCACAUUAAUGGUGUGAAAAUAAUGGUUGUUACUUGGUCUUCAUAAAUACCAACAAACAAGUAUGUUUAACAUGUGCAUGUGUCGAGCAUUUUAAUUCCUAGGCAGGGCUGUAGCAGCAUACAAUGGUCAAGUUUCAUUUUAAAGAAGGAAUGCAGUCAAAUGCUGUAAAUUAUACCCCACCAAAGGUGUGUCUUAAUCACACCCAGCUUGAGUGCUUCAAAUGAGCAGUCCUGAUGACAGGAUGUUUUUCUACGUGUCACCGCUGCUUUGCUGCACCUUUUAUCCUACUGUCCAUACACACUUGACAAACACAUGCUUAACAUUCAAUUCUCUGAGGGGACGUGCCAAUAAAGGAGUUGGACUGUAAAAAAGGGUUAAAGUAUAAAAGAAAGAAAAAAACAGCACUAGAAUGUCAGGCAACGAUAAAAACAAGAAUUUUUAGGAAGUGAAUCCUCAAAGCACUCACAUCCUGUGGAGUUGAAAGGCUUUAUUUGUUUUUUUAAGGCGGUAGGAUUUGUCAUAUCUAAGUAAACUUACACAUACUCACAAAACAUGUGGGUGCAAACAAGAGGACAAAUAAUGAAAGAAUGCGAUGGGGAGUGUGUGCAGAUGAGAUGAGCUGAGGACAAGUCUACACAGCUAAGUAAUAAAGGACACAUCUGUAAUGUCUUACCUUGACCUUUUGCUGGUUUCCACAUUUCAAAGAACAAUUUUUAUCUCAAACUUCAGUCUGCUUUUUCAUUUUAUAUCCAGAAUCCUUUAAUUGAAGCUAUCCCUAUCUAAAUCCUCUUUGUAGUUUAAGCUGUACGCUGUCUUAUUUACUUGCACCACCUUAAAGUAAAAGAGCUACCUUAAAAACUUACAAUGUAAAAUAUGAGCUGCUAGUCUUGUCAGUUUUACCAGGGUUAAACAAUAUCCGAAUAAUAAUGUGACAACAGUUUCAAGUUGUUGGCUUGUGUUAAAUCUGACCAAACUAUGCGUGCGUUGGACAGAGGACACAGACUGAGAGUUAUGUAAGAGUCAACGCCAUAGGUAACAGCGCUGGGUGAUUGUUUUUCUUCCUCAUACUUGUCAGAUCAUGUGACCUCUUCACAACCUCGGAUUCAUAUCAGACAGUGUGAAAAAAGCAGAUAGGAGACUUAUAAUGUGAAUCUUUUAAGUAAUGAUCUUCCACCGCUUUGAAACAGGUGAAAUAGAACAGAUCAGAAAUGCGUGAAAGUCAUUUAAGUAUUUUAAUCCUCACUGUCUGGUUUUCAUUGUGGCAGAGUACACAGCAAAUUUGGGGAGCACCAUCACAUCGAGGUCAGGGGACUCCCAGGGAUGUGUGCUCAGUCCCCAGCUCUACACCCAUCAGACCCACAACUGCACACCAACCUUCAGCACCAACCACAUCAAGAAGUGUGCGGAUGACACGACCAUGGUGGGUCUCAUCUCUAACAGUGAUUUUAUCUAUUUUCUUACAUUUUUUUGGUUUGGUUUAACCCACUACCUCACAUCAUACAGUGUUUUAUUUCAGCCGAUGUGAUGCCGUCAUCAUUUUUUAUUCUAAUUAUUUGUAUCUAUUCUUAUCAUUCUAUUACUUGAACUUUUAAGACUGCUGAGAUGAAGCCAUGACAGUAUAUCAAACUACACAGCAAACUGCACAAAUCAGUUAGAGGAAUUUCAGCAGAUAUUCAACAAUUUACAGCCAUAGUGAGUGUUUCUGAGGGGGUGGUGGUUUUUAAAGCUGCAUUAUUGAUCUAUCUAUUUUCAGCGGGGGGACUUUGGUCUGAACAGUCUUUGACCAGUUCUUUUUCAGGAAGUGUGGAGGGUUGACAAAACGAGUGUAGUUUUUGAACAACACAAGAUUAGUUCAUCCCAAAGAGUCUUCAUUUAACAUUUUAUUGCAAACACAUAUAGGCAUCUUUGCAACUGUAACAUUCAUACUAAACUUGUUCUGAUCAGGUUUCAACUCAAAUUCUCAAGAACAUUCUUUUUUUUUCUCUCCUUUUUCCAAAAUAAAGCCUUUCUGCACAAAAGUUGUUGAAUCUUUCUCUGUCCCCAAGUUGCAGACGCCAUUACAUACAAGGCCAGGUGGUGAGAAUGAGCAAUUAGUCUUAUCAAACAAGAACAUUGCAUGUAUGCAGUUUGAACAUCUUGAGUGAGUAGCAAUUGCAAAAAGUGUUAUACAAAAUUUAAGAAAAUGAACUAGAAGAACAAGAAGAACUGCGGGCGCGUUUCAUCUCAAUAAAUAUUUAUCAAUGGCAAAGAUUGAGUGCUUUUAAUUUGAUUAUGCACAAACAAUGUUUGAGACAUGACUCAUUUAAUCAUGUUUUUAUCUGUAAGGAAGCCAACAGUAACUGCUUUCCUCAUUAAAGUAAGCCACUUGGACCAGUGUGUUGUUCAUAGUUUACUUUUCAACACGAUGUAAUUAGCUGCUUCUUACAUACUUAUGCAGAUUGCUUCUCUCUUUGUAAUUUAGCACUUGUGUGAAUGCAUUGUUCAACAAUUAUGCUCUGUGUGGUUCCAUUGUUUUAAUUAACGCCACCUUUUUGUUGAAAAUACUCUGGAGACAUUCAGUGGCCAUUUUUUAACAUUGAAGACUUUUAAACUUUUGUUCUGUUGGUUGCAAACUCUUUAAAAGUGGGUUCAUGUGAUGGUAUUAAUUCAAGUUAUGCAGUUAAAUAAUCAAAGGUGUAGUUUGAUGGUUACAGUUAGGUAACAGCACCUGGAAUGGCACAGUUUUGGUCCAAAUAAGAAUGAUUUUUACAUUUUUUUCAAUGCAUAUAAAUCACAUCUUUUUAUUCUGUUUAUCCCAAAAGUUACACCAUGUGGAAGCUGAUUGUAACUGCAGGUAGGCCCAGCAACAAAGAAGUUUUAGCUCCAAAGAGUUAGUCCAACAAAACACAUUCUUGACUUGUCUAACUGCCUUAUCUUUCCUUUUGUAGGUCUCUGUUUGACCCUCGGCAGUUUGGGUAGGUUCCCCACACUAUUCAUGAUAAUAAACCUGGGUCAAAAUGUAUGAUAUAAAAUAAAGAUGUCAGUAAAACAUGAUUUCCGUCUUUGACAUAGCUUCUUCCAGGCUGGUGUGUUACUACGACAGCACGGCUGA
Messenger RNA from Xyrichtys novacula (pearly razorfish), 4576 nucleotides. The record is from the annotation of a GenBank genome assembly. NCBI's taxonomy places the organism in Eukaryota, Metazoa, Chordata, Actinopteri, Labriformes, Labridae.